Musa acuminata subsp. malaccensis (wild Malaysian banana) is the source of this 2212-nucleotide messenger RNA. RefSeq names its product L-type lectin-domain containing receptor kinase SIT2-like. Gene Ontology annotation, biological process: protein phosphorylation; defense response to oomycetes; defense response to bacterium. The record is from RefSeq and is a predicted model, not a curated record. Gene Ontology annotation, cellular component: plasma membrane. Gene Ontology annotation, molecular function: carbohydrate binding; ATP binding; transmembrane receptor protein serine/threonine kinase activity. Lineage: Eukaryota; Viridiplantae; Streptophyta; Magnoliopsida; Zingiberales; Musaceae.
CUCACUGGAGUGCAACAGAGUCGAAAUCUACUUUAUCCUGUGAAAUUGUUCUGAAUCCUGCAAGACUCCAAUGUUCCUCAAGGCUUUGGUCUGCCUUCUCCUCUUCCUCCUCCUCCACAGGAGAUCGAGUCUUGCAGCCUCUUCCAGUGGAAGUGAUGAUGGUGAUGAUUUCAUCUUCAAUGGAUUCGGAGGAGCUAAUCUUACUCUCGACGGGGUCGCAUCGAUCACUUCCACUGGUCUUCUGAUGGUCACCGACGCGUCAAUGGAGACGAAAGGCCACGCCUUCCACCCAUCCCCACUUCGCUUCAGAGACAUGUCUAAUGGUACAGUCAUCUCCUUCUCCACCACCUUUGCUUUCGGAUUCAUCUCAGACUACCCAGGUCUUAGUGGCCAUGGCAUGGCCUUCGUGAUUGCACACACCAAGGACUUCUCCAAAGCCUUAGGAAGUCAGUUCUUAGGCCUUUUCAACCAGAGCAGCAAGGCUUACAGCUCAAGCAAUCAUGUCCUUGCGAUUGAGCUUGACACAAUCCUUAGUCCCGAUUUCCAAGACAUCGACAACAAUCAUGUCGGGAUCGAUAUCAACACCUUGAUAUCCAACAAGUCCCACACCGCUGGUUACUAUGAUGACCACACUGGUUCGUUCGAAAGAUUAAGCCUUGGAAGUGGCCAAGCCAUGCAAGUUUGGAUAGACUACCAUGCUCGAGAUAUGCUACUUAAUGUUACCUUAGCUCCAAUCCCGAUGGCCAAACCCCAUAGGCCUCUCUUAUCUGCGGUCAUCGAUCUUAAAAGCGUGUUAUUGGAUCUCAUGUAUGUUGGAUUCUCCUCCUCCACUGGUCCUUGGCUAACAUCUCAUUACGUCCUUGGUUGGAGCUUUAAGAUGAAUGGCGUAGCCCAAGCUCUCGACCUCUCCCUGCUGCCUUCUCUUCCUCGUGCGAAAUCAAAUCACAAGUUAAAGGUUUUGCGCAUCGGGCUACCCUUGGCCUCAGCUACACUUGUUUUAAUCAUCGUGGGGAUCGUCGUGUUCAUCCUGAGACGGAGGACCAAGUAUUCAGAGCUCCUGGAAGACUGGGAGCUCGAGUACGGGCCUCAUCGGUUCUCCUACAAGGAUUUGUUCAAGGCUGCCAAGGGUUUCAGGGACACGGAGCUUCUCGGAAGAGGCGGGUUCGGGAGAGUGUACAAGGGUGUGCUACCGUCUUCUAGAUCGGAGGUUGCAAUUAAAAGAGUGUCCCAUGGAUCAAGACAGGGUAUGAGAGAGUUCGUUGCAGAAAUCGUCAGCCUCGGUCGCCUCCGCCACCGAAACCUCGUCCAAUUGCUGGGCUACUGCCGACGCCAAGGAGAGCUUCUGUUGGUGUAUGAUUAUAUGCCCAAUGGCAGCCUCGAAAAGUUCCUACAUGAUCAAGCUAAGCCUACUCUGGAUUGGGCGACCCGAUUUCGGAUCAUCAAAGGCGUGGCUUCAGGUCUAUUAUAUCUUCACGAAGACUGGGAGCAAGUCGUCAUCCACAGAGACAUUAAGGCGAGUAAUGUGUUGCUCGAUAAUGAAUUGAAUGGAAGGUUGGGUGACUUUGGCUUAGCAAGGUUGUACGAUCAUGGAACGGAUCCACAGACCACUCAUGUCGUGGGAACUAUGGGUUAUCUUGCUCCCGAGCUUGCUCGAACCGGCAAGGCGACUGCCGUCACCGACGUGUUUGCGUUCGGGGCAUUCCUUCUGGAGGUUGCUUGCGGCAGGAGGCCGGUGGACCCGACGGCGCACGAGGAGCAGCUGGUUCUACAGGAUUGGGUGGUGGAUAUAUGGCGGAAGGGAUCGAUACUGGAGACGAGGGAUCCGAGGCUGGGAGAAGAGUACGCGGUGGAGGAGGUGGAGCUUGUUCUGAAGCUUGGACUGCUGUGCUCGCAUCCGCUGCCCACAGCGCGGCCCAGCAUGCGCCAAGUCGUGCGGUACUUGGAAGGCCAUGCGCCACUCCCGGAGCUGUCGCCCGCGAACCUGAGCUUCAGCCUUCUCGCGCUGCUUCGCAAGGAAGGUUUCGAUGACCAUAUCAUGUCGUGUCCUUCCUCCUCGGUGGCUACUGCAUCUAUGCUUUCUGGAGGUCGAUGACCGAGUGUCCAUGAACAGAUUGGAAUUGUAAUUGAUGUAAUGAUAUUGGAAUCGUAAGCACAUAAUGUGUAAAUACAAUAUCAAUAGUUGGUUUGGGCCCAUUUGGACCACCGUCAACCU